AUGCGCAUGGGCGGCUCGUCGCCGCUCGAGACGAUGGCGGCGCGGCUCGCCGGACGGCCCAAAGACGCGCCGUCGCCGGCGGGCGCUCCCAGCCGAGGACGAGCCUUGACGCGGCCGGGCUUGACCGCGACGGGCCCCAACCGAGGCGGUCCGGCGGGAAUCCGCGACGUGCAACGUAUGACGCGUAUGGCGCGGGUAGAGUCCCUCGCGGCUGGCGGCGAGCCCAACAUGCGGCUGACCGCCCUCUUCGACGACCUCGCCGCCUCCUUCGCGUCCAUCGAGGACGUCGUCAGCUUUGGCAUCAACGCAAACACCUUCAAAGGACGAGCGAGCGUGGCAGAUCCGCGCUCAGCGCUGGCAUACCCGCUGGCGAUCGUGCGAGUCUUUGGGCGGUGGGGCGUCAAGAUGCCGUCCUACAAAGCCCUCGUGGCCGAGCUCAAUGGCCUUAUGCGCCUCUAUCUGAUGUACCCGUACUCGCUCAUGCCGAAGCGAGCGGAACCCAUGCGGUGGGGAAUGGUCAUCAAAAUGGACCGCUUGCCGCUUGACGGCCGGAUAAUCGGCGGAUACGCGUGGGACGACUCCGUACAUCGUGUCUUCACGUUCAGGCGACUCAGCCGGUUCCUCUUCCGCACCGCCUUCCGUCUCGGUGAGAUCUGUGGACACGCGUCCGGCGAGAUCAUGUACCUCACGCGAUCCAGCGUAGUGUGGAGAAUCAACGUGAUAAUCCACUCCAACCCUUCGCGGGCCCUUCUGCGUUCGAUGGUGCCUAACAGAGACGGCUGCCUCGUUACGCCCCCUCGCUGCCCCUUCACCAUCUUCAUCGGACUAAGCGCGAGGGAGGAAGCGGCAGCGAAGAUCUACACCUGGCACUCCUACUGCUCCGGCCUUUCUACGGCGCUCCACGCCGCGGGAGUCCCAGACGCCGUCAUCAUGCUAAUGUGCCGCUGGAUGUGCGAAGCGUCGCUGCACGUCUACCGCCGAUCGGGUGCCGUCGCCCACGAAGCGAACUUUUGGGCAGCCACGCGUGCGGACGUCAGCAACAUCCAGGCCGCCAAUGUUCCAAACGUAGUCAUGGACCAGGGAAUGGCAGACGUGGCCGACUUCUGCUCAAGGCAGUGCGCUGCGGAUAAGGCGGCGUACUACGCAUGCAAAGAGUUCGGCGGAGCCGGCUGGGCGGCGACCGUGUUGCGAUGCUCCAAGCACACCGCAAUCGUCCGGUUCACGUACACCACGGGAGCCGCCUAA
Molecule: messenger RNA, 1245 nt
Organism: Emiliania huxleyi CCMP1516
Lineage: Eukaryota; Haptophyta; Isochrysidales; Noelaerhabdaceae
Exons: 6
Coding region: 1-1245 (414 amino acids)
Source: RefSeq, a predicted model, not a curated record